CUUGAAUCAUUCAGUUCCACCGCUGACCGACAUUCAAAUCUCCCAUAGCUUCGACGAUUCAGAUUCAAUUUGACACUGUCCAUCGUCGUCGCGAUUUCCAUCAUAAGUAAACGGCUCGUUCCCACUUGCCCAGUGAAUUUAUUAUUAACUGGACUGUUUGUGUUGUUGUGAUUUUAUUCGGCUUGUUGAUUUCGGUUGUUUGGUUUUGGCUACUGGGACAAAAUGACUAAGGACUUGGCAGACUCCAACGCCGGAAGCAUAUUGGGCUUAAACGAGAUAACCGACAGUCCAAAAAUAUGGAAAGCCAUAAUCGCCGAAUUCCUAGGCACCCUUCUUCUAGUUUACGUCGGUUGCGGAUCGUGUUUGAACGUAGCAAAUGAGAAACCCACCUACGUCCAAAUCGCCCUUACAUUCGGCCUGACAGUUGCGACAUUAGUUCAGUGUAUUGGUCACGUCAGUGGAUGUCACAUCAACCCAGCAGUCACUCUCAGCCUCUUCGUGUCUGGUGACAUAAAACUCCUCAAGUCCAUGUUCUACAUCGUCGUACAGUGCGUUGGGGCCAUUGCUGGAGCUGCACUUCUAAAGCUUGUCACCCCCGAAGAAAAAGUCGGAAGUUUGGGCCAGACCAACGUCUCCUCCAGUUUGACUUCUUUGCAAGGGUUCUUGGCGGAGGCGGUCCUCACUUUCGUUCUCCUCUUUGUCAUCCAUGCAGUUUGCGACCCCAAGCGGAGGGACAUCAAGGGGUCGCCGGCGUUGGCCAUCGGCUUUGCCAUUGCAGCUUGCCACUUAAGUGCAAUUCAAUACACAGGCUCCAGUGUGAAUCCUGCUAGAAGUUUGGGACCAGCUGCUGUGAUGAAUCUUUGGGAAAAUCACUGGGUGUACUGGGCUGGUCCGAUUGUUGGUGGUGCCCUGGCUGGACUCGUAUACAAAUUCCUGUUCAAAGUCCAAAAGGGAGACAGUGACUCUUACGACUUCUAAAAGUACUUCAUCCUCCAUCACGCACUCAUCCACGUGCUUCUGUCGCCGAGUACUUAACUCCCAUCAGCAUUUUAGCUACUAAUUUAUGUGUACAAAUUUUUACAUAUUGUAAAAAGUCUUAUUUUAAGCGUUGGCCUGAUUAAUCAGACUAAAUUUAUUGUAAAUUUCUUUAUUUAUAUUAUUAUGUAUUUUAAGUUUAGGUAUUAAAUUUAAGGAUUUCACGCUGUUCUUAUGAUUACAGUCACUGUAAUAAAUUCGACCAUAAAUAUAUGAAAUAUUACACUUA
Molecule: messenger RNA, 1264 nt
Organism: Aethina tumida (small hive beetle)
Lineage: Eukaryota; Metazoa; Arthropoda; Insecta; Coleoptera; Nitidulidae
Gene: Drip
Product: aquaporin AQPAe.a
Exons: 6
Coding region: 223-978 (251 amino acids)
Biological process (GO): transmembrane transport
Cellular component (GO): plasma membrane
Molecular function (GO): water channel activity
Source: RefSeq, a predicted model, not a curated record